UCCGAUGUCACCACGGCUGUCCCCAAUGUCCCCAGGAGGACCUCUUCCGCCCCCCGAUCUGCGGCGGUCCCAACCGGGAGCACCAAAAGGACCCACAGCACCGCCGGCCCCACAACCACAGGGCUGUGCCUCAAUGGGGGGCGCUGGAUGGGGUCGCUGUGUUUGUGCCCCCCAACGUCAUCGGGGAGCGGUGCCAAUUUGGGGCGACCACCUUCAACCUCACUGCGGCUUUGGGUUCUGCCCUGCUGAUGUCCGCCCACGUCUCCAACCGCCCCUUCCUGGAGGAAAUGGGGAACCCUUUGUCACCCCAAUUCCGGGCCUUCGCCUCCCAAUUCCGCCACGUGAUGGAUGGAGUGUAUGGGAAGGUGGCCGGGUAUCGCGGCGUUCGGGUGUUGGCAUUGAGCCGUGGCAGCGUUGUGGUCUCCUAUCGGGUCCUCCUCCGGACCCCCCCCGGACCCCCCCAAAUUAGGGACCUCCUGGGGGUCUCCGCCUCCGCCAUCCGACCCCACAACUGCUCCAACACCACAGGCCCUCUGUGCUUCUCGGCUUUCUCCCCCCUCUCCCUCUCGUCUGAAUUGGAGCUCAACGCCACCGAGCUGUGCCGGUCGCUGGCGGCGCCCCACUUCAGCCCGUAUUACUUCGCCUACCGCCUGAACGGCAGCGUCCUCUGCAUCACCCACUGCAGCCCCGGAUUCCCCGACGCCAUCGACUGCCACCGCGGGCUGUGCCGGGUCACCUCCGAAGGGCCGCGCUGUUUCUGCCCCGAACUUCCGGGUUUCCUCUCUUCCGGCGAUCGCUGUCAGACCCACAUCAGCCGUGUGGGGCUGGGGGUGGGGGUGGGUGUGGGGCUGGGGCUGCCCCUCCUCCUCCUCCUCCUCCUCCUCCUCCUCCGCGCCCCAUGGGGGAGGAAGGGCGCCCCCAACAGCACUUCUGGCAUUUACCACGUCAACAGCAGAGCUUCCCAAAUCCACAGCAAUAGAGUGAACUGAGUGAAUGAGUGAACUGAGAAGACCCCAAUAGGACUGGGAUUGAACUGGGAGGACCCCAAAUGCAUUUGGGGUUGAACUGGGAGGACCCCAAUUGAACUGGAAUUGAACGGGGAGGACCCCAAUAGGACUGGGAUUGAACUGGGAGGACCCCAAAUGCAUUUGGGGUUGAACUGGGAGGACCCCAAUAGGACUGGAAUUGAACUGGGAGGACCCCAAAUGCAUUUGGGGUUGAACUGGGAAGACCCCAAUUGAACUGGAAUUGAACGGGGAGGACCCCAAUAGGACUGGGAUUGAACUGGGAAGACCCCAAAUGCAUUUGGGGUUGAACUGGGAAGACCCCAAUUGAACUGGGAUUGAACUGGGAAGACCCCAAUUGAACUGGGAUUGAACUGGGAAGACCCCAAAUGCAUUUGGGAUUGAACUGGGAAGACCCCAAUUGAACUGGGAUUGAACGGGGAGGACCCCAAUAGGACUGGGAUUGAACUGGGAAGACCCCAAAUGCAUUUGGGGUUGAACUGGGAAGACCCCAAUUGAACUGGUUUUGAACUGGGAAGACCCCAAAUGUAUUUGGGGUUGAACUGGGAGGACCCCAAUAGGACUGGAAUUGAACUGGGAAGACCCCAAUUGAACUGGGAUUGAACUGGGAGGACCCCAAAUGCAUUUGGGGUUGAACUGGGAGGACCCCAAUAGGACUGGGAUUGAACUGGGAAGACCCCAAAUGGGGUUCACCCCAUAACCCCACCACCCCAUUGUGAUGUUGUCAACCCCAUACAUUGUCACCCCAUAACCCCAUCACGUUGUCACCCCAUCACCCCAUAAUCCCAUCACCCCAUAACCCCAUCACCCCAUCACGUUGUCACCCCAUAACAUUGUCACCCCAUAACACUGUCACCCCAUAACCCCAUCACGUUGUCACCCCAUAACCCCAUCACGUUGUCACCCCAUAACAUUGUCACCCCAUAACACUGUCACCCCAUAACCCCAUCACCCCAUCACAUCGUCACCCCAUAAUAAUGUCACCCCGUAACAUUGUCA
Messenger RNA from Gallus gallus (chicken), 2024 nucleotides. It is a transcript of the gene MUC26, whose product is annotated as mucin-3B-like. The coding region runs from base 249 to 989 and encodes 246 amino acids. The record is from RefSeq and is a predicted model, not a curated record. The transcript has 10 exons. Lineage: Eukaryota; Metazoa; Chordata; Aves; Galliformes; Phasianidae.